GCCGUAGGGAGAGGAUAUGCGUCUCUAUCUUUCAAAUUUAACUUAAAACCGCAAUAAAAACGUGUGUGUAAUAAAUACUCUGCAGUGUUGUAUUGUGACGUAAGAAGUGAUAUUUGUUGACGCCCUUCUUGAGGGGUGAUUUACACAAAUACAACAUAAGUCACAACAAACUAGCAAUGUCAGAAGUAAGCAGUGAAACAAUACAUAUACCCCCAUAUCACUGAAUCUAAGAUGACGUCGGAGAAUCCAGUAGAUGUAGAAAAUGCGAACGUGAAAAAGUCAGACGACAAACAGACAAACAAAAAAGACAAGAAUCAAACUCAUACGCUUAUGAAACUAUUCUACGAGUUGCCUGACGACAUAAAACCAAACGGCAACAUGCUGAAAGAAGCCCCACCGAUAACGAUUGUAGAAAUCACAGAGCAGAAUGGUUGUGAGCUAAACAGCGCCAGACUAUGUGAUAGUUAUAAAACUAGUCCAGAAAUAGGCAAUAAGGUAUACGAUUUAGAUGAACAAUGUCCAGACGUUAAGGAAAUAGAUAGAACAACUCCAGAUGACUGUACAGAGGAAGAUUUGGAAGAAUUAAAGAAGUUAUUAGACAGCAAGCCUAGGCUUUUAGAGAGGUAUUUGAGGGAUUGUGCGUCACUGGAGGAGGUGAAUAGACUGCAUUGUAUAACGUCUGGUGGACCUUUAUCUCCAAGACCGACACACGAAGCGAGAAGUACGUCGGUGACGUCAGAUCUCUUCCAAUUAUGGCUGUCGUCGUCUCCUGUCAAGAGAUCACGGUCGCCAAGCAGUUCAGCUCAAAGACAGCUCGAUGAAGCUGAUCUUUUCAUGGACCUUAUCAAGGAUGUCGCAAAUGAAUUGGACAUUGAUGUACUUUGUCAUAAGAUCCUUGUGAAUGUGUGUUUGCUAACAUCAGCGGACCGAGGCAGCUUAUUUCUGGCUAAAGGGACUCCACCUAACAGAUACCUUCAAGCCAAACUAUUUGACGUUACUAGGGUUACAGAGUUAACCGACGCGUUACGAAUGGCAAGGACGCAAGAAAUAAGGAUACCUUUUGGUGUUGGAGUGGCAGGCUUGGCUGCUCAGACCAAACACCCGAUUAAUAUUAAAAAUGCUUAUGCAGAUCCUAGGUUUAACAGCGAAAUCGACGCCCAAACUGGUUACAAGACGGAAUUAAUACUCUGUAUGCCCAUAUGUAACUAUGAAGGUGACGUCGUCGGUGUGGCACAGAUUAUAAAUAAAACCGAUGGUUCCAAAGAAUUUUCCGCUAGAGAUGUAGAAGUAUUCCGCCGGUAUCUAACUUUCUGCGGUAUUGGCAUACAAAACGCUCAGCUAUUCGAGUCUUCCGUGCUGGAGUAUAAAAGGAACCAGAUCCUUCUAGCACUAGCUAGAAGUAUAUUUGAGGAACAGAAUAAUUUGGAAUGUCUAGUGACGAAGAUAAUGACCGAAGCGCGGGAGCUGUUGAAGUGUGAAAGAUGCGCUGUAUUCAUAUUAGACACAGAUCAUUGUGAAUCGAGCCACUUGGAGCGUAUUGUACAACGUCCGGGCGGGCGGCCUCCAGGCUAUCCAGCCCUACCACCGCCCGCCCCAACCCGCUUUCAUACCCUCUUCGAGUUAGGCGCUCAUCACUCUCGAACAACAUUGACUCCUAGACACGACACAAAGUCGACGUUGGCAUCUAUUGCAUUGGCGGUAGCCCAAUCAAAUAAGGCUUUAAACAUAUCAAAUGUGGAUGAUUGGCGUCAGGAUAACGGCAUGACUGACAAAGAGUGUGACGAUGCAGUCAAUGUUCGGACCAUGCUCUGUAUGCCUAUUGUCAAUGCUAACAAGGACGUCAUUGGAGUCGCACAAUUGAUUAACAAGGAAAAUGGUUCUCAAUUUACUGAUGGUGAUAUAUCAAUAUUUGAAGCGUUUGCUAUAUUCUGUGGUUUGGGAAUCCACAAUACGCAAAUGUAUGAAAACGCCUGCAAACUUAUGGCAAAGCAAAAGGUUGCUCUUGAGUGUCUCUCAUAUCAUGCGACAGCGUCCUCAGAGGAUACGACCAAGUUGUGCCAAGAUGUUAUUCCUUCAGCGGAAACGUACAAUCUUUAUAGCUUUAAAUUUCAUGACUUUGAUCUAUCAGAUGAGGAUACAUGUAGAGCCACCUUGCGGAUGUUUCUUGAAUGCAAUCUUGUCGAAAAGUUUCACAUACCAUACGACGUUCUCUGUCGUUGGACUUUAAGCGUCAAAAAGAAUUACCGCCCAGUAAAAUAUCACAACUGGAGGCACGCACUAAACGUAGCCCAGACUAUGUUCGCUAUGAUGAAAACCGGCAAAAUGGAACGUUUCAUGUCAGAUCUGGAAAUAUUGGGCCUCCUUGUCGCUUGUCUAUGCCACGAUUUGGACCAUAGAGGCACAAAUAACGCGUUUCAGACGAAAACCGAAAGUCCUCUCGCGAUUUUGUAUUCGACGUCGACGAUGGAACAUCAUCACUUCGAUCAGUGCGUCAUGAUUUUAAAUAGUGAGAGCAACAACAUUUUUCAGGCUCUAUCACCAGUGGAUUAUAAAUGCGUGAUGCGCGUAGUAGAGACUGCUAUAUUAUCCACAGACCUUGCUAUGUACUUUAAGAAGAAGUCUAAGUUCCUAGACCUAGUGGAUAAUGGAGAGUUCGACUGGCAGAGUCCCGAGAAAAAAGAAUUGCUAUGUGGCAUGAUGAUGACAGCAUGUGAUGUGUCAGCGAUCGCUAAACCGUGGGAAGUCCAACACAAGGUGGCGAAACUAGUGGCUGAUGAAUUCUUCGACCAGGGUGACCUUGAAAAGCUUCAGCUCAAUCAGCAGCCGAUCGCCAUGAUGGACAGAGAAAAAAAGGACGAGUUACCUCAAAUGCAAGUUGGUUUCAUCGACAUGAUCUGUCUUCCGCUUUACCGUGUGCUGUCAGACACGUUCCCCUGGAUCCAGCCUCUAUAUAGCGGCACCUUCGAGAACCGUCAGAGGUGGCAGGACCUGGCAGAGAAGGUAGAAAUGGGGCUCACUUGGAUAGAUCAUGACACAAUUGAUAAACCGAUUGAGGAGUUUACUACUUCGAACGACACGAUUAAAGAUGUUGAGUUCACAGUCACAACUCUCAAUUGUCAACGACCUGUAUCAGAUACUGUGGCCCUGGUUAAGCCCUUCAAAACCCCAUUCCACUCCCUCAGACGAGGGAAGACUUCCAGUGUUAACGUCAGACCUUCGAGGAAUAAACUUACGAGUUUCUUCCAGGUCUCUCUACGCGGCCCCAAACAAUCGCGAAGACCAAGAUCCAACAGCGAAGGAGAUCCCGCCGACGCAGCCACAGCUCCCGCAAACCAAGACAUCUAAACAUAAAGGAAGGUUGUGUCAUAUGUUGUGACGAAGUUUGAACUGGGGCAGUGAAAACAGCACAGACAAGAAGGACAUAAUAAAGCCGUCCCAGUCAUUCGAUUAAUAAUUGUGUCCUUAACGUGGUUUCACUUAAAAUAAACUGUUAAUUAUUUAAGUCGAAGCAAAGGUGCUGGUGUCAGCCACCAUUGUCAUAAUAUGCCACUUUAAACUUUAAAGUCUAAUCAGUUGAUAACCGUUAUUACUUGUUGUUCAUUCGAUUCGAGUAAAAAGUAAGGACUAUUUUAUUGUCUAUAAUAUCAGUUAUUUAUAGGAAAAAUUAUUAAUGUCGGAGCAAUAGUGUUAGUGUCAGCUGUCGUUGUCAUUAUAACAUUAAAGUCAAAGAAUAUACCAAACGUUGACCUUCGACAUUUUAAAUGUCAGUUACAAAAGAAAACUUUUAACCAAUUCUUAUGAAUUGGCUAUUUCAUUUUUAAAACCUUUUCAGUUUAUCUACUACAUAUAUAUUACCCAUACAUAUAGUUAUUUUUAAUUCUAAAAAUUCAUAAAACAUUAAUAAUUUCUUCUCUUUAGGUAAGAUGAAGAUAAGAUGGCGUUUCACGCUGAUAAAAAAACAAUGGAACUGGAAGUAAACAAUGUUAUGAUUUUAAAUCUUAUUUUACACAAAUACCAUUAUUAUUUUAUGAUCAAAAACAGUCUCCGACGAAAUUAAAUUCCAAGAUAGUAUUAGUAUUAGACAGACAAAGCCAUAUUAUUAUUAUUUAACUAUGAUUUAUUGUUUAAAAGUAAUAAUUAUUUACAAGUUAUUUGAAUCUAUAACGUUUUUAAAGCCAUGUUUUUUGCAGAUAUCUCUCAAUAACAAUUUCUUCCUCAUACGUCCAAUAUCAUGAGGUAUUGACAUAUAUUAACAGUUUAUUGUGACUGAAAUCAGCUAUAGUCUUUGAUAUUUAAUCCAAGACUAUAGAUAAAAAUUCUAAAAUAGUUUGAUAAAUGUUAACUUUAAUAUGUACUUCGACUUAAGAUUUGUUCACUGCAUUCGUGACUUUUUAACUGAUUUAUUUAUUUGUUACAAAAAGAGUUAAAAUUCCUGUAGAUUGUCAAAUACUACAGUUCUUUAAAUUUUUGUUGCCAUACUUAAAUACACAUUUAAAAUGAAAAAUGAAGGUUGUAAAAUUGUGACAUAUGGCACGCGUUUCUCUCCUUACAGAAAUGUUAUGUUACCUACACGAAAUAUUAAAUACAAAUUAAAAUAUAAAACUACUCUAGUGAUGAUACUCUAUAUGCAUAUUAGUGUAGCAAAAUAAUUUAGCUUUGAACCAAAUAAUCAUUUGGUCGCGUAGUAAUACAACAUUGGCAAUAGAAAGCUACACAGUGCUUCAAGAACGCAGUGAAAAAAUUUUCUGAAAUCUUUGUAAUAACUAGUUACUACGUCUUUUUGACGCUCUUGUUUUCUAUAAUGACUAGUUCCCGUAUUUAGAACGGAUAACGUAUGCAGAAGUGAUGUAUGUGCACUAACUUCUCCUCGCAUGUUGACAUUGACGUAAGAAUCAGAGACAACAUUUUGUUGUAUACGUAAAACAACAACGUUGUAAAGUUCUCUUUGACUAUGUCGUCCUCUUCUGUCAUAUUUUCUUUACGCUAUGAGGAAAAGAGACAGGAAUAGUAUAGGUUGACAGGAUUAUAAUCAGGAUUUGUUAGAGCAUUGCGCUUAAACUUUUUGAUCCUUGAAUGAUGAAUUAAGUGUAUUCAGAGACAAGUUUUUAGUCUUCGGAAUUUCAUUGAUCUUUCAAGGUGGUUGCAGGCAAGUGUAGGUAACUUACCUAAAUAUAAUUUAAUUUUCAUCUUUAUCUAUUAUCUUAUACCGUUAUAUUUAUUUUAAUUCGUAUAAGUAAAUUAUUUGAAGCUUUACCCAAAGUAAAAUAUAGGAACUAGUUAUUAACUAUAGUGUAAUGUAUUUAUAGACUGUGAUCUAGUGUUACUUCACUCUAAUUUGUAAAUAAAAUCUUGUUGUAAGUUUCUAGGUCUCAACACGAAAUUAGAUGCAAAUAUCAAUGUAUAUAUUGCUUUUUUUAUAAAAUUUUAAAUUGAAAUACCAAAGGACAUUAGCGAUAACGAGCGGUGAUUAUACAAAGAUUUUUUUUCCUAGCACGGUCAUGGUAUGACAGUAUACUGCACAGACAGUUAGCAAUAUCUUUAAAAAUUAUCGUCGCCAGUAGUCGUUAUACAUUCUACUUUAGGCACAAAUUAGUUCAGUUGGUUACAUCUGCGGACCGCGUAUUAAUUAUUCCAUUUAGUAUUAGGUAUACGUUACAAAGUUUUUAUUGUUCCUUUUAAAAUCAUCUAAUAUUGUGUCGAGACUUAUUCAUAUUGUUGGAUGUGUAGAUGUGUUAUUGAUAACAAUAUUUCUGUACACAAUGCGAAUUAUCUUAGUCACUAUUGUUAUCGUUAUAACUAAAAACUAUUUUCUAAACUGUUCCACAAUUUAAAACAUCUGUAUAACUUCCUAUUUUAAAUUUAGUUCCUUCAGGAUGGCGCUUACCUAUCGAUGAUAAACAAAAGACGAAACGAUAACUCACUUUGUUUCAUUGUGAUUGGUCUCACGGAAAUACGAUUCAUAUCGCGUUGCUUUGAACCACUGGCUGUUUGGUGGCCACAAUCAAACUUUACCACACUAAGACGUAAGACGUACGUACAUAGUCUUCUGUCGUAUUAUUUAUUGGUAUUCUAAUUUGUUUGCUUUUUGCUCAAGCUUUUUGUAUUUUUAUUUAUAAAUACAUAGAAAAAGUAAACACACAUUUAACUUUUAUCAUACGCUAUAAUUUAUUAUUAAAUGCAAAAGUAUUAUGAUGCUAGUCGUAUAAAUAUAAAUGUGUUACCAACGCAAAAUUUACGUCCGCUUAUAAAGCCAUGUAAGUGCAAUAUUUAAUUUAAUUACAGAGUCUAUUUUGUAUAUAUGUAGUAAGUUAAAUGAAUAGAUUAAUAAGUUAUAACCCCCUUAUUCAUCGAAACUAAAAGAGUUUUAUGUUGUGUGUAAAUCAAUGUUUUUACUAAUAUACCUACUAAUUUAUUUCAAUUAAACAUUAAUUAAACCACAUUAAACUGUUCGUUUUGUUAAAGCAGCGUUGCUAUUUAGCUUAUAUGAAUAUGGUUUACGUGUUUUUCUAAUUACAAAUUUUAUCAACAACAAAAGAUCGAUUUUAGACAGUACCCGUAACGCAAAUUUGCAAUAAUCACGCCUUUGUAAAGACUACUGAUCUCCACUUGCUACGGCUAUAACAUACUCUCGGUUCAGACAAAUGACAUUCCUGCAAGCUCGUUAUUAGUACAAUUGACCUACCCAAUGUUUACUUGGAUUUUGUGCCCUUGCCUGACCCGAUCAUCAUAGUUACCUUGUAUGGCGAUUCAUAUGGCCAAAUUCCCUUUCACGCCUCUCCCUCUUUUAUACCAGUAUGGUUCACGUAUCUCACUCUUGCUUAUCUUACCACGCAAUGUUACACACAUACUUAACACACGUAACGUUAAUGCUAUUGUUUUAGCAUUGCCUUGGAUUUAUAAUUCGCCAAUGAUAUAAAAUACAACUCAACGUUAUACUCAACGUUAACGUUGAGUUUACUUGUUAAACUUGCUGCUAUUAUACUUACGCGACGUAAAUGAAAAUAUAUCGCUGUAUUUGUUUUUCUAAUUACAAAAAAAUCUCGGAAAUAUAUCGACAAUGUGUUAAUUAUUUCGCAUCUUUUAGCCAAUAACUUAAAUAUAAUUCAGACAUUUAUUCAUAUUUAAUGUUAAAUUAUUGUUUAAAUUCUAUUUAUUUUAAUUGUUAGAUGAAACGGGAGUACUUUUUUAAUGUUUUGUUCGCCUUAGAACUCCCGUAUGUAACAAAACAUUAGUUGUCUCAACUCAGUUGUCUAGGGAUUCCAACUUAAGUCCUUUAAUGAGCAAGCCAUGAAAAAUCUCACAGGAAUACAUGCUAAAACAUAACCAUAUUGAAAAUAGGCAAUAUUGUAUUACGAGACACGUUAAUUAACACUUUUUUAACGAAUAUAAUAUGCGUUUUUAUUACAAUAUUUAUGUAACUACACUUUUGUGCUACGUAAUAGUGGAAGUCCGCGAGAGUUUUAAAGUUAUCAUUAAAAUCUUUUAUUUAUAGUACCUAAGCCAUAAAAUUUAUUAUAUUACCUGACGUUCAUUAAAUUUCUAUAUUUUCACACACCCCCGCAAUUUUUAUGAAUAGUUUCCUUAUUAUUGUUAAAAUGUUAUUUGUUAAAAUAUUACGUCAAGUUUGAGCAAUUCUAUAAUAUAUAAUUAAUUUAUAAUCAUCUAGUAGUCAAAAUGAUACUUUUUUCUUUAAUGUCGCUUGAAAACCUCGCAUUUAUUAGGUCUAAAGGGAUUUAUGAAUUUUAAUGUUUCGUCUUCCAUAAUUUCUGUUAGUAUCAUUUUCACUGUUAGAAUUUAGACGAACUAGAUUUUCUGGUGUUGUGACGUAGUUUUAUUACUAUUAGGUCUAUGUAAAUCUUUACUGUAUUAAAAUGUUUGAGAUUUCUCUA
Molecule: messenger RNA, 7889 nt
Organism: Pieris rapae (cabbage white)
Lineage: Eukaryota; Metazoa; Arthropoda; Insecta; Lepidoptera; Pieridae
Product: cGMP-specific 3',5'-cyclic phosphodiesterase
Exons: 20
Coding region: 232-3345 (1037 amino acids)
Biological process (GO): signal transduction
Molecular function (GO): protein binding; 3',5'-cyclic-nucleotide phosphodiesterase activity
Source: RefSeq, a predicted model, not a curated record